Alosa sapidissima (American shad) is the source of this 1206-nucleotide messenger RNA. Its product is annotated as CMRF35-like molecule 8. The transcript is spliced from 7 exons. Bases 52 to 1050 code for a protein of 332 amino acids. Gene Ontology annotation, cellular component: plasma membrane. Gene Ontology annotation, molecular function: transmembrane signaling receptor activity. The record is from RefSeq and is a predicted model, not a curated record. Lineage: Eukaryota; Metazoa; Chordata; Actinopteri; Clupeiformes; Clupeidae.
AGCUGGGUAGACGAGUGCCUGGUUAAGUCCACGGGUCCUGCUGGAACGAAAAUGGAUGGGAUGAUUGCCAUUCUCUUCCUCUGCUUAUUCUCAGCGCCCUCUUCAGGUGAAAGCCUGAUUUUGACUCAUGCUGUUGGUGGCAGUGUUGACAUCACCUGCGAAAUAAAAGAUCCUGCUAGCAGUGACAAGUUUCUCUGUAAGGGAGACAGCACGUCGACCUGCACUAAGUUGUACCUGAAUGACAACAACAAGAAAUACUCUCUUACUUAUGGAGAGCGGGAGAAAUACUUCAAGGUCACCAUCGAGAACUUGGACAGAAGUGAUGCUGGAACUUAUUGGUGUGGAUUAAAAUUUUCCCGCUACACGAGCAUCUAUCAUAAAGUAGAAAUUGACAUUUCAGUGCCAACCAGCAGCAGCCAUCAAGCAUCACCAACUGCAGGACCAUUAACAACAACAGCGUUAGCAGCUGUAUUAACGCCAACAACAUAUUCCAGUCCACUACCAACCCAGCAGGCAGAACUCCAUGUCAAAAGUACAGGUAGCCUGCUGAUCACCGUUGGUGUGGUGGCUGCUCUUUCCUUUGUGCUUAUCCUGCUCAUACUCCACACACAGAGACGGAUGAAGGACGCAAACCCCAAAGACUAUGUUAAUGCUGCUGUUGUGGCCAAUGCCGAAGCCAAUCCAAAGGAUCAGGAGAAUAUUUACGAAAGUCUCCAGGUAGAGACUUUUCAGCAUAUUAAGAAAACUAUUCAGACUAAUGCUGCCGUGGUCACCAAUGCCUCAGCUACUCCGGAAGACCAAGACUAUGUUAAUGCAGCUGUUGAAACUCUUCAGACUAAUGCUGCCGUGGUCACCAAUGCCUCAGCUACUCCGGAAGACCAAGACUAUGUUAAUGCAGCUGUUGAAACUCUUCAGACUAAUGCUGCCGUGGUCACCAACGCCUCAGCUACUCCGGAAGGUCAGGCCAACAUCUACCAAAGUCUCCAGAUGGACAUACGACAGCGUGAUGUUUACCACACUAUUCAUAUUUAUGUAGAAUGUAGACAAUAGACUCUAAACAAAGUCCUUUUAGGCAAAUCCCUCCCCUCGGCGGUCAUAUUGUUACGCUUUUUAGGCACUUAUCGGGCAUCUAUUUCGGCAGAAAUGUGUGUGCGCAGGGCUUCACAAUAUACCAACCUUGCUCCAGCAGCGAGAUCACAACACAUG